Molecule: messenger RNA, 1425 nt
Organism: Polychytrium aggregatum
Lineage: Eukaryota; Fungi; Chytridiomycota; Chytridiomycetes; Polychytriales
Product: fructose-bisphosphate aldolase
Exons: 5
Coding region: 149-1231 (360 amino acids)
Biological process (GO): glycolytic process; fructose 1,6-bisphosphate metabolic process
Cellular component (GO): cytosol
Molecular function (GO): fructose-bisphosphate aldolase activity
Source: RefSeq, a predicted model, not a curated record
CAAAAGCAAAAACGCAAAAGCCGUCGCCCCGCCCAUAUAAAGCCCCGGCCCGCCCCGUCUUCCCUGGCCCUCUGUGACCCGAAAACCCUCCGCGUCGUCCGUCCUCAUCUCCCGCUCCUCUACUAGCCUCUUACGCUUCUUGUCCGCCAUGGUCUUCUCUGCUGCCCCCGAAAAGUUCCGCGCUGAGCUCGCUGCCACCGCCAACGCCAUCGCCGCUCCCGGCAAGGGUAUCCUCGCUGCCGACGAGUCCACCGGCACCAUCGGCAAGCGCUUCGGCCCCAUCGGCGUCGAGAACGUCGAGGAGAACCGCCGUGCAUACCGUGAGCUUCUGUUCACCGCCGGUGCUGAUCUGCCCAAGUACAUCUCCGGUGUCAUCCUCUUCGAGGAGACUCUGUACCAGAAGACCGCCAGCGGCAAGCCCUUCGCCGAGCUCCUCCGCGAGCAGGGCAUCCAAGUCGGCAUCAAGGUCGACAAGGGCACCGUUGAGCUCGCCGGCACCGACGGUGAGACCACCACCCAGGGUCUGGAUGGCAUGAACGAGCGCUGCCAGAAGUACUACGCUGCUGGUGCCCGCUUUGCCAAGUGGCGCUGUGUCCUCAAGAUCGGCAAGGGCUGCCCCUCCAAGCUCGCCGUCAUUGAGAACGCCAACGUCCUCGCCCGCUACGCCUCCAUCUGCCAGAACAACGGCCUCGUCCCCAUCGUCGAGCCCGAGAUUCUGAUGGAUGGUGACCACGACCUCGAGACCGCCAUGGUCGCCACCGAGGAGGUCCUCGCCACCGUCUACAAGGCUCUCCACGACCACAACAUCUACCUCGAGGGCACCCUCCUGAAGCCCAACAUGGUCUGCCCCGGCCAGGACUGCCAGAAGACCUACACCCCCGCCGACAUUGCCGACGCCACCGUCACCGUUCUCAGCCGCACCGUUCCCCCCGCCGUCCCCGGUGUCACCUUCCUCUCUGGUGGCCAGUCCGAGGAGGCCGCCACCGUCCAUCUCCACGAGAUCAACAAGGUCAACCGCCCCCGCCCCUGGUCUCUGACCUUCUCGUAUGGCCGUGCCCUCCAGGCCACCGUCAUCAAGACCUGGGCCGGCAAGCCCGAGAACGUUGCUGCUGCCCAGAGCGCUCUCAUGAUCCGCGCUCGCGCCAACUCCGAGGCCUGCCUCGGCAAGUACGCCGGCUCUGCUGCCCACCUCGGUGGCGAGUCCCUGUACGUCAAGGACUACAAGUACUAAGUGGCCCUCUCCCCCAUCCUUUGCUCUCCGAGUCCUUCCUUCUCCUCACUCUAAUUCCCUCUCGAGGCGGCCGUCUGUACAGCUCCCCAUUGGGCCCCUCUGCUUGAUUCUGCUCAUUACAACUUUGCUCCGCCUUGCGAUCUGCUAAAAAUACAUGCGGCGUUUCCAAUACGGAGCGAGACAUUCAAUAGUCA